CCUGGAUCUCGUACGGCGCAGGCGCGAGGCUUAUCCUCUCGCGGGACGGGGCGGAGGGGGUGCGCGCAGGCGCGAGACUCGAAUGCUCGCGGAAGGGCAGGCCCGGCUCGGCGGAGGCCGGGCGGCUGGAGGCCGGGCGCAAUGGAGAAGCGCGGCCGGCUCGCGAAGGCGGUCCCGACUCUGCAGUCUGCGCAGCUCCCUCCGACACCUAAGAAGGAGCGGAGGCUGAGCAUGUUCGAGAAAGAGGCCUAUGCACAAAUUUUAAAAGAACGACUGAGAGAAUCCAUUCAUGAUGUUCAGUAUGUGGAACCUCCAUUUGAUGACUCAAUUGCUGAUAUAGGUAAAGAAUGGAAGAGUGCCCUGGCAAAGCUGAAGUUUGCGAAUUCAUAUAGAAUGGAACCACUGAAAAAAUUUCAAGCUCAUUCUGUAGAAAUUAAAGCCCAGCAGAUAUUAGAGGCUGUUCUAAAAGAUGUCAAAUAUGAUGAUAAGCUCUUCUCUCAUUUGUCACUUGAGUUAGCAGACCAAAUAUUAUCAGCUGUCAAAGAAUUUGGGUACCACCGUUACAAAAUCAUUAUAAAAAUAUUAUUAAUUCAAAAAACCGGUCAGGCAAUAAAUAUUGCCAGCAGAUGGAUAUGGGAUGUUGCUUGGGAUAGCUGGGUUGCUGCCAAGCAUGAAACUGAAGGUUACGUGGCAUUGGUCUUGAUAUUUGCUCUUUAUUGUGAAUAGCUUGAUGUGUACUAAAGAGUGUUUCACUCUGAGCAUCCCCUCAAAACAUGGAAUUUAUGGAUUUUGAGGCUCAAUUUUUUCUGAUUGAAACUUUUAAUUGUAUUUCUUUAACAACAAACAAGUAAAAGUUUUUAUUUACCUUAACACUUACUAGUUGAUAUAUUUGUUAACAGUCUAUUAGCCUAAAGUAUGUGAAUGCCAAUAAUGGAUUAUAGUAUGGGAAAAAUAUUUAUCAUUCUUGUUAUAUCUAACAAAAUUUAAAUUUGCCACAUGAAAUUGUGACACAAACUGUUAAGUUGCCAAAUUAAAUGUUAAUAUAGAUUAUGGAAAACUUUUUAUGCUGUUGUUAGAAUUUAAUGAAAAUUUGUUUGGGGCCAGAGGGAUAGUACAGUGAUACUUGCCUUACACGUGGCUGACCAGGGUUCAAUCUACAGUACUGUAUAUGGUUCCCCCAAGCCUCCCUAGGAGUGAUCCCUGAGCACAGAGCCAGGAGUCGGCCCUGAGCAUUGCUGGGUGUAGCCCCCCAAAACCAGAAUUUUUAUUUGUCCCAAAGAUAUUAUGUGUAUGUGCCAAAGUAUAUACAUAGCAAUAUAUCUGUA
Molecule: messenger RNA, 1325 nt
Organism: Sorex araneus (European shrew)
Lineage: Eukaryota; Metazoa; Chordata; Mammalia; Eulipotyphla; Soricidae
Gene: DYNLT2
Product: dynein light chain Tctex-type 2
Exons: 4
Coding region: 142-726 (194 amino acids)
Biological process (GO): microtubule-based movement
Cellular component (GO): cytoplasm; cytoplasmic dynein complex
Molecular function (GO): dynein intermediate chain binding
Source: RefSeq, a predicted model, not a curated record